CGCGGUCACCGGUUACAAAGUCCACGCAGACCGCGAAACUUAGAGUCGCCACAGAUCUGAGAUGGAGCCGAUGGCCCCAAGCACGCUACUCCUGCUGCUGGCGGCCGCCCUGGCCCCGAUCCAGACCCGCGCGGGCUCGCACUCCAUGCGGUAUUUCUUCACCAUCGUGUCCCGGCCCGGCCUCGGGGAGCCCAGAUAUGUGGAAGUCGGCUACGUGGACGACACGCAGUUCGUGCGCUACGACAGCGACGCGGAGACUCCAAGGAAGGAGCCCCGUGCACCAUGGAUGGAGCAGGAGGGGCCAGAGUAUUGGGAUAGGAGCACACAAAGAACCAAGAACCGCGAGCAGACUUUCCGAAGGAACCUGAAGACCCUGCUCAGCUACUACAACCAGAGCGAGGGCGGCUCCCACACCAUCCAGCGGAUGUUCGGCUGUGACUUGGGGUCUGACGGGCGCCUCCUCCGCGGGUACAAUCAGCACGCCUACGAUGGCCGCGAUUACAUCGCCCUGAACGACAACCUGAAGACGUGGACGGCGGCGGACACGGCGGCGCAGAUCACCCAGCGCAAGUGGGAGCAGGAUGGGGUUGCAGAGGGAUGGAAGGCCUACCUGGAGGGCCUGUGUGUGCAGUGGCUGCGCAGACACCUGGAGAAAGGGAAGGACACACUGCUGCGCACAGAUCCCCCAAAGGCACAUGUGACCCAUCAUCCUGGACCUAAAGGUGAUGUCACCCUGAGGUGCUGGGCCAUGGGCUUCUAUCCUGCCUUCAUCACCCUGACCUGGCAGAGGGAGGAGGAGGAACAGACUCAGGACAUGGAGCUGGUGGAGACCAGACCUACUGGGGAUGGAACCUUCCAGAAGUGGGCAUCCCUGGUGGUGCCUUCUGGGGAGGAGCACAAAUACACAUGCCAUGUGUACCAUGAGGGGCUGCCUGAGCCCCUCACCCUGAGAUGGGAGCCUCCUCAGUCCACGGUCACCAUCAUCGCAGUCAUUGCUGGUCUGUUUCUCCUUGGAGCUGUGAUCAUUGGAGCUGUGGUGGCUGUUGUGAUGAAGAGGAGGAGAAACACAGGUGGAAAAGGAGGCAACUAUGCUCCAGCUCCAGGCAGGGACAGUUCCCAGAGCUCCGAUGUGUCUCUCCCAGACUGUAAAGCGUGAAGACAGCUGCCUGGUGUGGAUGGAGUGACAGACGUUGUGUUCAGGUCUCCCCUGUGACAUCCAGAGCCCCCCAGUUCACUCUCAGCAAUAGUGUCUGAUGUUCCCUGUGAUCCUAUGGGCUCAAUGUGAAGAACUGGGGAGCCCAGCCCACCCUGCACACCUGACCCUGUCCCUGCACUGCCCUGUUCCCUUCCACAGCCAACCUUCAUGUUCCUGCAGACAGGAGGGGACAUAUCAAUCCUGUCUCCUCCAUGCUGUCCUGAGCUGCAGUCCUGACUUCCCCACUGAAAAUAAGAAUCUGAAUGUGAACUUGAUUGUCCAUGUCCUUGAUCUCAAAGGUUGAUUGGUGGUAAAAUAAAGGAUUGAGAUAGAGUUUAUGGAGGAAAUAAAUGGCAGCAUGGAGAACCUCCCA
Molecule: messenger RNA, 1568 nt
Organism: Microtus oregoni (creeping vole)
Lineage: Eukaryota; Metazoa; Chordata; Mammalia; Rodentia; Cricetidae
Product: H-2 class I histocompatibility antigen, Q10 alpha chain-like
Exons: 8
Coding region: 62-1156 (364 amino acids)
Biological process (GO): antigen processing and presentation of endogenous peptide antigen via MHC class I via ER pathway, TAP-independent; positive regulation of T cell mediated cytotoxicity; antigen processing and presentation of endogenous peptide antigen via MHC class Ib
Cellular component (GO): external side of plasma membrane
Molecular function (GO): signaling receptor binding; peptide antigen binding
Source: RefSeq, a predicted model, not a curated record